CCGCAGAGGAAGCAAAUGGACCAUGCUUGCAAGGAAUUCCGGUGCAAAUCCACCGAGUUCUGCAUAUCAGCCGAUUUGAUGUGCGAUGGCAUCAAUCACUGCGGCGAUGGAACAGAUGAAGCUCCACACUCACCAUGCCCAAAUGUGGAGGCAAAAACGAUUUUUGGCCUGGAAAUGACUUGGCUGGUGCUGUUGGCGGUGAGUGCGUUUUUACUGUUGAGCGGCUGCUUCGUUGGCAUUGCUAUUUGGUUCUGUCGGCUACGCACAUCCACCUCGGAUAAUAACAAUUUACAAUUAAACAAUCACCAUUGCAACACAAAUGGAUCAAGUAAAACGACGACAAUAAAUCGAACGACUAGUGAUACAAUGACGUAUUCGGGAAACAUGCAACACCCUGCGAGAUUGGCAGCGUUUUCACUGCAAAUCAUCAUUUACGUUUCGAUAAAAAUGCUGAUGGUGACAAUCCGUCCGUUGACUAUUUGGCGUAUGAUACUCAACUAAAUGCAAUGCGACAAUUGCCCGAUCUAUCGCUGGGCCUCGUAGAUGACGAUUCGAUGACGGUAGCUGCACAAAAAGAAGAAUGGUUCGUUUAGACAAACACAGAAUGAAAAACAGAACAUUCGAACGUACUUUUCUCUCCGGGAAUAGUUCGUAGAUGGAAAUCGGCAAAGCAUUUAGUUAGGGGCUGCAAAAUUAUUCGUGUCAUCGACAAUGUUGGCAAUGCAUGUUAUUUUUAUUGAAACUACUUUUCUCGCAGGGUGUUAUCGAUAAAUACGAAACGCUCAAAAUUUACCUAAAAAAAAGACACAAUUUAAGAAAACAAUCUAUAAAUAUCAUUCAUUUAUAUAUAAAUUAGUCAAUUUACAAUACGAAUGGACGGAGCCGACGUUGUUAUUGAGCGGCUGCUGAGAUCAAACUUCAAUUCGAAAUCAUCGGCCAAUCAAUACGUUGUCGCUCUUUUCCUAGCAAAAGCAACAAUAAUACAAUUAAUCGAAGAAAAAAAAGAUAUUUAGAAAAUUUGUAGUUUAAUUUUUUUGAAAAAAAAAAACAAACGAAACAAACACUGGAACUCACGACUAUAAUUGAAUAUUUAAAUUUAAAUUGGUUAAGCUUUGAAUGAUUAUAUAUCAGUUUUAGAGAGCUAUUUGCUAGCAAAGGAAAUAAUGUCUUUUUCAAUCUUUACUAUAUUUGUAACAUGUCUGUUUUCUUGCUGCACCAAGAUAGGUCAGCACACCAAACACCUUUUAGAAAAUCUUUAAAUCCAUUGUUCAUGUACAAUUUUGCAUCGAAACUAUUUCGAACAUCACACAUCAAUCAUUAUUUUAACAGUCGAAAGAUCUCAUCUCGUUUUGUUAUAAACAAACUGAAAAAAACGGUUAUAAUCACACAAUAAAAAAAAUAUAUCUGCUUGUAUAUUGGUAGGCUGUUAAGCAAACACACGAACAACUCAUACUCAUUCUGAUGUGAGCAAAAUGAAGUGGAUAUUAUAAUAAAAUUAGAAUCAAUAAAAUAUCAAACUAUUCAAAAGACAA
This is a messenger RNA of Sitodiplosis mosellana (orange wheat blossom midge), 1532 nucleotides long. RefSeq lists its product as uncharacterized. Gene Ontology annotation, molecular function: protein binding. The coding region runs from base 16 to 501 and encodes 161 amino acids. The record is from RefSeq and is a predicted model, not a curated record. The transcript is spliced from 4 exons. Lineage: Eukaryota; Metazoa; Arthropoda; Insecta; Diptera; Cecidomyiidae.